This is a messenger RNA of Tuber aestivum (summer truffle), 2477 nucleotides long. The record is from the annotation of a GenBank genome assembly. Lineage: Eukaryota; Fungi; Ascomycota; Pezizomycetes; Pezizales; Tuberaceae.
ACGAUACAAAAGGGAACAAACUCAUCAAUUCUACGUCAGAAAUCGCUGAACAUAGCUCAAAAUGCCCGGGCGUGUGAAGCUCACCUCUGCCGCACCGGUGGAGGCAAUCCCUUCCACAAAACCACCAGCGACAGAAAAUCCUGUUUCUGUAGCCAAGGGACCUCGGAAACGCUCGGCAUCCUCUACGAGCUCCCCCCCGAGCUCCAAACUGAAGAAGAAAACUGCUGAGGCAACUAUCGUUGAGCUUGGUGAGCUAGCACCAGCACCGGAGCCAGUGCCAAAGUGGGCGCCAGAGAAGAAAGCAGCUGGAAAACCUCGAGAAAAGAGUACCACGACCAUGCUAACCAUUUAGAUUCCCGGACCAAGGUGCUAACGUGGUCUACCAGAAUUUCCAUGCACCGAACCUGGAUGCGACAAGCGCUUCACCCGCCCCUGCCGCCUAGCGGAGCACCUACGAAGUCAUACUGGCGAACGGCCUUUUCAAUGUUCGGUUGAGGGGUGCGAUAUGUCCUUCCUCAGGGAGUCGCAUCUUAAAGCGCACACUCGAGCAAAGCAUUUGCAGGACAAGCGCUAUGUAUGCACGUUUGUCAUCCCCGAAGGGGAGGAAGCUCAGCUUGGAGAUUUUGGGUUCAAGAGGAUUGCAGGACAGGGAGGGAAGGUGGUUAACGGUGGGAGGGAGUGCGGGGCUAGGUUUACUACGAACCAGCACCUUAAGAGGCACUUGGAAAGCCAUCAGAAGUCUUUCCCCCAUGUUGUAGGUUUCCCCUUUGUGGGGUCUUGCUUGUGGAGAUGGGUUGAUAACAGUUGCACAGUGUGUGGAUUAUCCCCCUUGUAAUGAGGGUUUCCGAAAACGUGGGCCGCUGGCACGGCACAUCCGAGAAACCCACUGCGGGUUGCUUCCCUGGGCAUGUCCUCAUAUGGACGCCGACGAUUCUACGAAGCAUUGCUCAUACGCAAGCGACACAAAACGGAAACUGGAGACCCACAUUGCAUCCCAGCACAGCAGUAUCCCAAAACUCCGGUUCUGGUGUGACAUUUGCCAGAAGAAUCCCGGUCCGCCCCCGCUGGAGGACAUAUCCACAAAUGACACAGCCUUCCCCAUCCAACGCACAAUUCUGCCGGACACAACCUCUUUUAGCUCUUACAGAGAGCUCCGUGCCCACACCAACGCAGCUCAUCCACCAACAUGCCAGCACUGCUCCCACCGCUCGCCCAAUCAUAAAGCUUUAAAGCUGCAUAUACACAACAAACAUGACAUACCCCUCGACAAGCGUAGGACCCAUAUCUGCGAGAUAUGUGGACAGGGCUUGACUAAACCCCAAUAUGUCAAAACCCAUGUUAGGAUCGUCCACAAGGGAUACCGACCAUUUGUUUGCCCGCACUGUCCCAGGGAUUUCCAAUACAAAGCCCCGCUUCAGAAGCACAUUUCCCGGGCGCACAACCCAAACCCGGAGACUAAGUCGGGAGAAAGAAAAUCUGGGAGACCAAGAGCAUUGAUCAGGAGGUUGGGGCUUAUUGAGGAAUUAAGUGGCUAUGGGUACGAAAAUUCUGGUAGACAUCUCGCGUGCCCCGUCGAUGGAUGUCGAUGGAGAUAUGCUAGAUUGUACGAUUUGAGGAAUCAUCUGGGGAGCGCGAAUGGGCACGGCUUUAGGCCGGAGCAGGUUGAUGAGCUAAUGCUUGGGCUACAGAAGGAUGGCCUGGGCGAGGGUGACGAGAUGAACGAUGAUGAUGGGAGUGGGAGUGAGUGGGAGAAUGGAGAAAUUGAGGAUGAAGAAGAAGGUUGGAGCCAGCUUGGGAGCGCGAGCGAAAGUGAAGAGUGGGGGCUAAGUGAUGAUGAUGGUGAGGAUUAGUGGGGGUUAUGCACGGAAUAUGACCCUUAGAUAUAUUUGGCUGGAGGUGGAUUGGGUUGGACUAUUUUCAUUAAAUCCUAGCUUCCGGAAUGGACUAGUGUUGAUAUAAUUAUUGGCAACCCUGCAUCGUUCCCUACAAAAUUUGAGUUUUUCACGGGUAUGUGUUUGAUUCCUAUAUUUUACCCGCAAACUUGCGAACCCAAUUCGAUUCUAAUCCUUGGCAUCAUAUCGAGCUAAGCGGUUGGAAAACUGACCCGUUCUAAGCCACGAUAUCUCGAGUCGCCAAAGUCAAAACCCAAAGUAGCACCCUUGUUUGAGCUCUCAAAGAAGAAACUAUCCUGAUACGCCUCCCCCAAAAGGACCAAACCCAAUCACAGGUUAUCACUGGUCACUCUGUGGAAGCUGAUUGUUGGAAAUAGUAGUUGAUGGCCGCACUUGGUGCGGGAUGUUCCCGCAGGUGGAGGCUGUAGUGGUCUACCAGUGCACUGCUGAAGGACGCAUAAGCUAUGAAAGCUUUUUCUGAUUCCUAUCUUUUCUUGCCUUUUCUCUUACAAGAAACUUCUUCCUGUGCUUCAAACUUUCUUCCUUUCUAUUAUCUUGUGACAAUCAAUCAUGGUCUUCAUCUUC